UUUAAUUUCUUUUGGCAGGCGUGCAUGGUCAACUUUUCUUCCCAGUGCACAUUGAGAAAUAUAAAGCUGAAUAAGACAAUGCCUCCUUUCGAGAGACCACCACCUCAAAAACCAUUUAAGCAGAGGAAAACCUUUGCAACAAGAAAACUGGAGGUUGCGGGGAUCCGAUCAAAAUUUCCGACUAAAAUUCCGGUCAUAAUUGAGAGGUAUCAACGUGAGAAGUUUUUGCCGCCUCUGGAUAAAACGAAAUUCCUUGUCCCGCAAGAACUUUCCAUGACACAAUUUGUUACAAUUAUCAGAAAUCGGAUGUGUCUGAUGCCAAGUCAAGCCUUCUACCUGCUCAUCAACAACAGUGGACUCGCCAGCAUGUCUCUCACCAUGGCUCAAGUAUACAAAGACCAUAAAGAUGAUGAUGGCUUUCUUUACAUGACUUAUGCCUCUCAAGAAAUGUUUGGCGAUUCUAUUGAAUCUUGACCAGUUUGGAAAGUUGGGCGUUCCUAAUAGUGGGUGAUUAAUGCUUUAUGUACAUAGAACAUGAGUUUUGUAUUGAACAUUUUUUAAUAUCCCGUGAGUAAACUGUCUGUUUUAAAUGUGAAGGUAAUAAAUUGUUUGCAGCUUUGUGGACAUGGUUAGU
Messenger RNA from Hypomesus transpacificus, 634 nucleotides. It is a transcript of the gene map1lc3c, whose product is annotated as microtubule-associated protein 1 light chain 3 gamma. Gene Ontology annotation, molecular function: ubiquitin protein ligase binding. The transcript is spliced from 4 exons. NCBI's taxonomy places the organism in Eukaryota, Metazoa, Chordata, Actinopteri, Osmeriformes, Osmeridae. The coding region runs from base 25 to 474 and encodes 149 amino acids. Gene Ontology annotation, cellular component: cytosol; autophagosome membrane; autophagosome. The record is from RefSeq and is a predicted model, not a curated record. Gene Ontology annotation, biological process: autophagosome assembly; autophagy of mitochondrion; macroautophagy.